Messenger RNA from Amaranthus tricolor (Joseph's coat), 1766 nucleotides. Its product is annotated as 26S proteasome non-ATPase regulatory subunit 11 homolog. Gene Ontology annotation, molecular function: structural molecule activity; protein binding. The transcript is spliced from 2 exons. Gene Ontology annotation, cellular component: proteasome regulatory particle, lid subcomplex. Gene Ontology annotation, biological process: ubiquitin-dependent protein catabolic process. Lineage: Eukaryota; Viridiplantae; Streptophyta; Magnoliopsida; Caryophyllales; Amaranthaceae. The record is from RefSeq and is a predicted model, not a curated record. Bases 242 to 1507 code for a protein of 421 amino acids.
GGGGGAGAAACCCAAAUUGAUCAAUCCUAGGCUCCUAGCCCACCUUCUACUAAAAAACACAUUUACUUAGUUAACUAAUUGUUACCAAAGUAUCCCUAUUCCCUUGCAAACAAAUGUUUUUGGCUUAAAUUCUAGGGAUCUUAAUUGAGAACGGUUCGCUAGUUAGAUUCUUGAGCAAGAAAACCCGAAGAAUCCGACUCGGACCCAACUCAUACUCAGUUUCGUCCCAAUUUCAGAUAUAAUGGACACUGCUCUUCCAGCAACCACAGAGUCCCUUACGCUGGCUAUGGAAGCGAGCAGUGCUGAGGAGUCUAUUUCCAUCUUGCAGAGAGUGCUCGCUGAUCCAUCUUCUUCACCUGAUACCUUGCGGAUCAAAGAACAGGCAAUUUCAAAUCUCACUGAUCUUCUCAAGCAAGAAAAUAAAGCGGAGGACCUUCGAAUCCUUCUGACACAAUUGAGAUCCUACUUCUCCAUGAUACCUAAAGCUAAAACUGCGAAAAUUGUCCGUGGAAUUAUCGAUGCAGUGGCUAAAAUACCAAAUACAACUGAACUCCAGAUCUCCCUUUGCAAGGAAAUGGUGCAGUGGACUCGUGAUGAGAAGAGAACUUUUCUUCGCCAACGUGUUGAGGCAAGACUAGCGGCUUUGUUGGUUGAGAUCAAGGAGUACUCUGAAGCAUUAUCUCUCCUUUCGGGUCUGAUUAAGGAGGUUAGAAGGCUUGAUGAUAAACUUCUUUUGGUGGACAUUGAGUUGCUGGAAAGCAAGCUUCAUUUCUCUCUGAGAAACCUUCCUAAAGCCAAGGCUUCUCUUACUGCAGCUAGAACAGCCGCCAAUGCCAUUUACGUGCCUCCAGCCCAGCAGGGGACCAUAGACUUACAGAGUGGGAUACUCCAUGCCGAGGAAAAAGAUUAUAAAACUGCUUAUAGUUACUUCUACGAAGCUUUUGAGGCCUUCAAUACUCUCGAGGAUCCCAGAGCAGUAUACAGUCUGAAAUACAUGCUCUUGUGUAAAGUCAUGGUGAAUCAAGCUGAUGAUGUUGCUGGGAUAAUAUCUUCCAAAGCAGGCUUGCAGUACUUGGGCCCUGAUCUUGAUGCAAUGAAAGCUAUAGCCGAUGCUUAUUCGAAGCGUUCUCUAAAACUCUUUGAGGCUUCAUUGGAGAACUUCAAGGCUCAACUAGAAGAAGAUCCAAUUGUUCAUAGGCACCUAUCAUCUUUAUAUGACACUUUGUUGGAGCAAAACCUUUGCAGAUUGAUUGAGCCAUUUUCAAGUGUUGAGAUUGCCCACAUUGCUGAAUUGAUUGAACUUCCGGUUGAUCACGUUGAGAGGAAACUAUCUCAGAUGAUUUUGGACAAAAAAUUCGCAGGGACUCUCGACCAGGGUGCAGGAUGCCUGAUCAUCUUUGAUGAUUUGAAGACGGAUGCGAUCUAUGAAGCUACACUCGAAACCAUUUCAAAUGUUUCGAAGGUUGUCGACAGUCUUUUUAUCAGAUCUGCUAAGAUUAUGGCCUAAGGGUACGUUUUGUACAUCAAUAUAUGCCUGUCUUUGCUCAUGAGUUAAAAGCUCCUGUUUCUGUUGAGUUUUAGAUAUACUCAGUUUGGAUAUUCUCCGUUCAAGUUUAUUUUUAUUCAUUGCUAGCAUUCGAUUCGUAGUUUAUCAAUAUCAUUUGAACAUCUGUGUUUGUGGCGGCUCUGAAUCUCUGGUGGUGAAACUUGACAAUUGCAUUCUACUCGAUUUUCUUUUAUAAACCGUCUGGCUGUUUAGGUUUAGA